Messenger RNA from Cydia splendana, 2014 nucleotides. It is a transcript of the gene rngo, whose product is annotated as protein DDI1 homolog 2. Gene Ontology annotation, biological process: proteolysis. The record is from RefSeq and is a predicted model, not a curated record. The transcript has 10 exons. Gene Ontology annotation, molecular function: protein binding; aspartic-type endopeptidase activity. Bases 223 to 1629 code for a protein of 468 amino acids. NCBI's taxonomy places the organism in Eukaryota, Metazoa, Arthropoda, Insecta, Lepidoptera, Tortricidae.
CGUCAUGAAUUUACAUUAUUUUAUCAAGCAAGAAAGUUUUAUUUCGUGCGGUGCAUAGUUUUGUUGUUUAAAAGAUAUUGAGGAAACUUUAUAAUAUAUAUUAACACAAUUUAAAAUGCAUAUGUAUAUAGUUUCCUAAAAAAGAAUUGAUAAAUAUUGAAAACUAAGCUUUGUAAAGUAGGUAGACUCACAGUAAAGUCGGCAUCGCAACCACAUUCGACAAUGAAAGUUACAGUUACUACUCUAAACGACGAAAUAUUCGUCUUAGAUGUGUCUGAGGAUUUGGAAUUGGAAAAUUUCAAGGCUUUUUGCGAAAUAGAAUCAGGAUUCCCAGCUAAAGAUAUUACGUUGAAUUUCAAUGGCAAGCCUCUAUUAGACGACAAGAAAUCACUCAAGGAGCACGGUGUGCAUGACGGAGACGUGCUGGUGCUGCUGCACAUGCUGCAGCACGCGCCUGAACUCAAUGCUACCGACUCCAGCCAAGCUUUACCAACAGGCCUGGCAAGCCUGGACUUCAGCAAUAUCCAAGUGCCAGCAGGUGCAAGCACGGCAAGUACAUCCAUGGCAGCCCGGGGUCCACCUGUGGAAGAAGACCCUCGUAUAAUAAGAGAAAUGUUUUUGGCAAAUCCGGACCAACUGGCUCUCCUCAAACAGAACAAUCCUAGACUAGCUGAUGCACUUACUAGUGGUAAUCUUGAUACCUUUGCUGGUGUCCUCCGUGAACAAGUGUCUGCUAGAACUGAACGCCAACAACAAAGAAUAAGAAUGAUGAACUCUGAUCCAUUUGACACAGAAGCCCAGAGAAUGAUUGCUGAAGAAAUCAGACAAAAAAACAUAGAGGCCAAUAUGGAAGCGGCUAUGGAAUACAACCCAGAGACCUUUGGAACUGUGGUUAUGCUUUACAUCAACUGCCAUGUCAAUGGCUUUCCCGUCAAGGCUUUUAUAGAUUCUGGUGCACAAACAACUAUCAUGUCCGCAGCCUGUGCAGAAAGAUGCAAUAUCAUGCGACUUGUUGACACCAGAUGGGCGGGCAUUGCUAAAGGUGUUGGAGUGCAGAGAAUUAUAGGCCGCAUUCACAUGGUGCAAAUGAGAAUAGAAAAAGACUUUCUGACGACAUCAUUCUCAGUUUUAGAGGAACAGCCAAUGGAUAUGCUACUUGGAUUAGACAUGUUAAAGAGACAUCAGUGCAAUAUAGACUUGGAGAGGAAUGUGCUACGCAUAGGAACCACAGGCACUGAAACCCCAUUCUUGCCAGAAUCUGAUCUGCCCGAGUGUGCCCGCCUGUCCGGCACUUCAGAGGAUGAAAUAGUUAACCAAUCCAUGCGUGACCAUGAAGAGAGACAAGUCAAAGAAGCAAUUGAAAAGUCUAAAGCAGGAAGCAGUCCAGGAGCGAGGUCUGCCGGCGCCCAGGCGGCCGGCUCCACGUCCGCGCAGAGCUCGAGCCAGAGAAUCGUUAUAGGUGACCCCAGCUUGACGAUCUUAUCUACGGACUCUUUCGGCGAAACGGAGGUGGAGGAAAUCGUAGCCUUGGGAUUCACGAGAGAGCAGGCUAUCGUGGAACUCCGUCGGUUUAAUGGCGACAAGACGCAGGCAACCGUUGCGCUAUUUGCGAAGUCACUUAAGUUCUGAUGACGAACAGUUGCGCUUUCUUCUUUGCCUUUACUGUUUGGUAAAUAUAAAAAUAUCACUAGUAGAAUAACGGGAGCUAAGUUAUGUCGAGUGAACGUUGCCAUAAUUUCAACGGUCUCGUCAUUUCAUUAAGGCUCAUUUAGACUAUGCAUAACCUCACAUACUAGUUUAAAUAUUACCAGCAAUAAAUAUUCAGUCGAUUGGUUGAAUUGGUUCUAUCUCAAUCAAUAGUCGGCGAUAUAACUACACUGGCAUGCGAGAUAUCGCACCGACUAUCUGAGCCUUUAUAGUUAUACAUUUUAUUUUGACCAAAUAGUUCUUAGUCACACUAGGUUGUAACGGUUUGGUUGGGUACUACACUCGGAAAUAUAAAACACGAAAUCUA